Messenger RNA from Umbelopsis ramanniana AG, 755 nucleotides. RefSeq lists its product as uncharacterized. Lineage: Eukaryota; Fungi; Mucoromycota; Umbelopsidomycetes; Umbelopsidales; Umbelopsidaceae. The coding region runs from base 34 to 570 and encodes 178 amino acids. The transcript is spliced from 3 exons. The record is from RefSeq and is a predicted model, not a curated record.
UCCAAACUUUCCAAUACAUAUACCUACUUUUAAAUGUAUUCUGUACAGUCUCAUUCGCCAUGGUUAAUAUCAAAUGAUCACUGGAUUCCCAAUACGCCUGAUGAUCAAAAUUCAAUUGAUGCUCCUGUAAUAAUAACUACAACCACUUCCCCAGAUCUAUACAGACAGCACAGCCUUUCAGUAAAUACAGAUGAUCUUCUCCGCUCACCGGAUAGCAGCUCGGAACGCCCGCACUCACCAGGCGCCUUUACAUACUCGUCGUCACCAUCAUCAGUCAGCUAUAUGACACAAAGCCCAGAAAGAGGAAAGCAGCGCUUACACAUCUCUCAUCAAGAUAAAGAUGGAAACAACGAUACAAGAAUAAUGAUGUUUUCUCCAGACGAAGAUAAAUUUUCUAGCCUAAUCACACGAAUUCAGCACAAACUCAACGACCCAACUAUAAACAGACUGAAAUAUCUCAGCAGGGAUGGAAUAGAGAUAGUGGUAGGAGAUGAUGAGGAUCUCGAAGUUGCCUUGUACUUGGAGGUCAUUACACAAGAGAGUCGGGCUGCGCAUUUCCAGAAGGCUUAGUGACUGGGUUGCGCAAAAUGGCUCAGAGGGAUUUUUGCUGCGAGUGAAAUCAGAAAAUAGAAAUCGUGCUUUUUUAUAAGCUCUGACGGAUGAUAGGUUUCCCCCUCGGCCUCUUUUCUCUUCUAUCCAUUUUUUUUUUCAUUUACCAUGACUUUUGAACCAAAGAAUAGCGAUUACAACAUGGG